AUCAUUCUUGAUUGUUAGGGUUAGUAUUAAUAAUCCGUUGCCGUGUCAAAGAAGUAUGUUCGAAAUUAGGGGGAAAAUAGCUUUGGUAACCGGUGGCGUCUCGGGAAUAGGAUUAGCAAUAUCCCAAGAACUAUUGAGGAAUGGAUUAAAGGCGAUAAUUUUGGUGGACGUAAACGAGAUUUUGGGGCAGAAGGUAACGGGAGAAAUGAAGGAGGAGUUUGGCAGUGACAAGGUACUGUUUUUGAAAGCCGAUGUUAGAAAAAAGGACAGCCUUGACGAAGCGUUCAAUUUUGUUGUUCGAACUUUCGAGAACUUAGAUAUCGUUAUCAAUGCGGCGGGUAUACUAAAAGAGGCGAAAAUCGAAGACACAAUCGACACUAAUUUGAAUGGAACUAUUUAUGGAACUCUCUUAGCUUUUGAAGAGUACUUGCCGAAGUACAAAAAAGGUACCGAGGGUGUAAUUUUGAACAUUGCAUCAACGGCCGGUUUGGAGCCGUUGGAUUGCGCACCCGUUUAUUCCUGCACUAAAUGGGCGGUCGUCGGUUUUACUCGUUGCCUUGGCACUGAAAGACACUAUAAGAGAAAUAACAUUAAAGUUCUUGCACUAUGUCCUGGAUUUACUAAUACUACUAUACUCACUUUGGGCGAGGACAAAUUUCUAAACUCCAAUUAUCAAAAAUUUUUUGAAUCUACAAUUACGUCUGUAAUUUUGCAACCGACAAGUCACGUAGCAAAGGCGGCCAUGUUGGCUAUUUCCCAAGGUGUAAGUGGAUCGACGUGGGUGGUUAAAGAUAAUGAGCCAGUUUAUGAAGCAAAAUUUGAAGACAGAAAACUAUUUCCAGUAUGAAAACAUAAAAUAUUUAAAUAUAUAGCAAACAUAUAGACAUACGAGGAAUUUAGUAGCAAUUUA
This is a messenger RNA of Photinus pyralis (common eastern firefly), 910 nucleotides long. Its product is annotated as 15-hydroxyprostaglandin dehydrogenase [NAD(+)]-like. The transcript has 5 exons. The coding region runs from base 56 to 847 and encodes 263 amino acids. Gene Ontology annotation, molecular function: oxidoreductase activity, acting on the CH-OH group of donors, NAD or NADP as acceptor. Lineage: Eukaryota; Metazoa; Arthropoda; Insecta; Coleoptera; Lampyridae. The record is from RefSeq and is a predicted model, not a curated record. Gene Ontology annotation, cellular component: cytoplasm.